Dioszegia hungarica is the source of this 2241-nucleotide messenger RNA. Its product is annotated as armadillo-type protein. The record is from RefSeq and is a predicted model, not a curated record. Lineage: Eukaryota; Fungi; Basidiomycota; Tremellomycetes; Tremellales; Bulleribasidiaceae. The transcript is spliced from 6 exons. Gene Ontology annotation, cellular component: nucleolus. Gene Ontology annotation, biological process: regulation of translation. Gene Ontology annotation, molecular function: mRNA binding. Bases 1 to 2241 code for a protein of 746 amino acids.
AUGUCUGGAAGAGUACAAAACAAGCGACCAGCACCUAGCGGCGGUGGCGGCGACUGGAAGAAGCCCAAGUUCGGCGGCAGCUCAGAGGGAAAUGGCGGCAGAGGAGGCUUUGGCGGGGGUGGCCGGGGUGGUCGUGGCCGAGGAGGUGGUAGUGGAGGUGGACGGGGUCGCGGCGGUGGAUCUGGCGGAGGCGGCGGCGGACGCGACGGCAAAUCAUACGGCGGCAAGCCAUCCUACGGCUCCUCCGCUCCUUCAUACGGCAACAACAACGGAGGCGCCCGAAAUUAUGGUGCCGCUAACAAGGGCAAGGGCAAGGAGGAAUACGACGAGCCCGCCAAGAAGCGGAAACAGCCCGUCACUCUCGGCGGUGGGGAAGUGGACGCCGACGCUUCCGAAGGAGAGGAAGAGGAUGUCGAUAUGGACGGAGACGAGGAGGCUGGGUAUGCGGACACGGACAAGGUCGUGCCCAACGAUGCUGGAACGGGGGAGAAGCGGGCUCGUAUGAGCAAGGAGGAGAGACUGGCGCUUCAUGCGGCUCAGCCACACCGGACGACCCUGCUCCCUAGCCAUGGGCUCCUUGUUUCGCUGUUGCCGCUCUGGGAGCGCGCGCGGAAGGUCGAGGUGACGAAGGAGGAGCGGAGGACGGCGAUUGUGGAGUUAUGGGAGGCGGUCAAGGGACGUGUGGGGGAGAUUAGUAAAGGCCACAAGGGAGGGAGAAUACUGCAGACUAUUGUCAAGUACGGAGGCAAGGAAGAGCGCCUCGGUGUCGCGCAAGAACUUCGACCACAAUGGCGCGUCAUGAUGGAAUCCAAGUACUCCAAGUUCCUCAUGUCCAAGCUUAUCCGAUACUGCCCCUCGAUCCGCCCUCAGCUCAUCGCCGACAUUCGCCCCGCUCUUCCCUCUCUGCUCGCCCACGCAGAGGCCGUACAGCCCCUCUCGGACUUUUUUGAUCUCUACGCUACCGCCAAGGAGAAGCGGCAGCUCGUGCGGGGCUUCUACCCGAAGGAGGUGCUGGUAUUCGAUACAGGCAAAGAUGGGGAGAAGGGGCUGGAGGAGAUUUUGGCGGAUAUCGGGGAAGAAGGUCAGGGGAGGUCGAGAGUGUUGGAUGGAGUGGAGAAGCAUGUACUGGGACCGUUCAAUGCCACGCAAAAGACUGCCCUGGCUCAGGCGAUCUUUCAUCGGCUGGUACACGAGUAUCUGGACUGUGUGUACCGCUUCUUGGACGCCGAAGAGGCCGACAAGAAGAUGCACGAGCUCCUUUCCACAUCCCUCGAGUCCCUUCCCGAAAUCGUCCACACCAAAGACGGGUCCGCUGUCGUGCGCCAACUCCUCGUCCGCGGCAACGCCAAAGACCGAAAACAAACCCUUCAGCAACUCCGAAAACACAUACCCGCCAUGGCCAAAGACGCCGACGCUCAGCUCGUGCUCUUCACAGCCUUCGACUGCGUGGACGACACGAAGCUCAUGGGCAAAGCGUUUGUCGCUGACAUUAUCGCCCUCACGCCCGAGCUGGCCAGCGACAAGAAUGGCCGUCGAUCACUCAUGUACCUCCUCACGCCGACAUCGACCAAGCACUUUUUACCGGCCGUCGUCAAAGAUCUGGCCGAGUCGUCCGAGAUGGCCCGGAAGAUCGGGACGAGCAAGAAGGACAAGGAUGUCAGGCGGAAGGAGCUGGUCGGGUACGCGAGCGAGGGGCUGUUGGAGCAGGUCAAGAUGAAGGCGGAGGAGAUGGUCAGGGAUCCAGGAUCAGGAUUGGUCGUACAGGAGAUCAUGCUAUACACUGAGGGUGACAAGACCGCCGCUGUCCAAGCUCUCGUCGAACCCCUGCGUAACCCCUUCCCCGAAUCCCCUUCCUCCCUCUCAGACACCGACUCACCCGUACCCGACAAUGCCCACCUCCUCGAGUUGUCCCACUGCGUCCGGACAUACAAAACCAUCCUCUCCGGCGGCCACUUUGACGCCAGCUCCAAAUCCGUCAAAGUCCUCGAUGCGGCGCUUCCCCCUCUCAUGUCGUCAGCCCUGCUCGAAGCUAUCUCCAGUGCAGACGCUGGCGGUGCGGAGAACACCGUCCGGAUCGCUUGUGCGGCACCGUUUGUGCUCGUUGAGCUGAUCGCAGCGCUGGAUGGGAAGGGACAAGGGGAGAUCAAGAAGAUCUUGGGAGGGAAGGAGGCGAAGGAGGCUAUUGGAGCGAGCGAGGCCAAGGGCGCGGGGCUGCUUUUGGAGCGGAUCGAGGCGUUGUGA